AUGGAUUCCAGUGAAUUUCCUGGAUCUUUGGACCCACUUUCUCUGCCUGAUAAGCCACUGAUUGGUGAUCUCCCUGCUGACAUGGAGUUUGGGGAAGACCUUCUGGGCUCCCAGACAGCUUCUACACAGCAAGGGUCAGGUCUUCAACCCCCUGUGAUGGAAUGGGAUCAGACCAAGCAGGUCACUGCAGAUGGGGACUUAGACCUUUUGGUGAAAGCAGACAGUUUGGCUGACCUAAGCAAAUCAAACAAUCUUGAUCUAAAUAAACCCAGUGUCUUGGAUGUUCUGGAGAAACCUGGUGUCUUAGAUGACUUGGAUGAAGCCACUGACUUGAUGGUUCUAGAUAAACCAGGGGAUUUGGAAGGUCUGUACAAGGCACAUUCUUCCCAGGACAUGGCGGAUGGGCAUGGGGACUCCUCUGUGCUGGCUAGGGAAGACAUUGUGCCAGAAGCUUGGAAAGAAGGGGAAGAUAAACCAAAAUAUGACUCUGGGGACCUAAAAGAUGAUUGUGCUGCUGCCACUGCUGCGCUUUGUGAUGGCAAUACCCUGGAGUCCCCCCUGCAGCCCAUUCCUGUUGCAGGGGAGCUGAGCUGUGCGCCAUCCACAGAGGAAUUUACAACGCAGCUCUCAAGUUUGCCAGCGGUUUCGCCACAGCCCAGUCUUAAGCAGGCAAAGAAAACAAGGUUGAAGGCACCAAGGAAAAGCUCCCCUGUGCAAAAAGAGGAGCCAGCAGCAGAAGAGAGGCUACAAGAGAGCCCUGCCCUGCCCCCUGAGCACACUGACGAAGGCCAGGCUGAGGAGGGGGAGGAGGAUGGAGGUAAUGCCCUCAGACAAGAGAGCAGCAUGCCGAAAGCACAGGAGACCACACUGUCAUCAUCCCCAGGAGAAGACCUGGCCGGGAAGGGAAGCGAACAGCCAACUGAGAAGGAGCAGAAGAGAAGCGAACGAGCCAGGAGAUCAGAGGCAGCCAGGCCUGAAACUGUGAAUUCCUCCGAGAGCAUCCCGGUCUCUGACGAGGACUCGGAUGCUAUGGUGGAUGAUCCCAAUGAUGAGGACUUUGUUCCCUUCCGUACCCGGCGCUCGACCCGCAUGUCCUUACGCACACAGAUGGCUCAGCGGGCUGCCCGCUCCACCGUCACCAAGAUGACUUGUGCCAACUGCCGGACCCCACUGCAGAAGGGCCAGACCGCCUACCAGCGCAAAGGGCUCCCUCAGCUCUUCUGCUCCAGUUCCUGUCUCACCACCUUCUCCAAGAAACCACCCGGCAAGAAGAUCUGCACCUUCUGUAAAAAAGAGAUCUGGAACACCAAGGAUUCUGUUGUGGCCCAGAUCGGCUCAGGUGCCUCUUUCCAUGAGUUCUGCACCUCUGUGUGCCUCUCCCUCUACGAAGCGCAGCAGCAGAGACCAGCCCCUCAGCCUGCAGAGGCCUCGGACACCAGCCGCUGCAGUGUCUGUCACAAGCCUGGGGAGAUCCAGCACGAGGUCAGCAAUGGGAAUGUGGUGCACCGGCUCUGCAGUGACGCCUGCUUCACCAAAUUCCGAGCCACCAAGGGGCUGAAAACCAACUGCUGUGAUAACUGCGGCCUCUACAUCUACAACAAGGGAUUGCCACUGGAGUACCUCUUCCACGAGGGCCAGCAGAAACGCUUCUGCAAUUCCACCUGCCUCAAUAGCUACAAGAAGAAGAAUACCCGCGUGUACCCCUGCAUGUGGUGCAAAACGCUGUGUAAGAACUUCGACAUGCUGCCCAACGUGGAUCGGAGCGGCAAGAUGGGCCUGUUCUGCUCCAUCUGCUGUACCACCUCUCACAAAGUGAAGCAGUCGGGUCUGACUGGUCCCGCUAGGCCCUGCAGCUUCUGCAGAAAGAGCCUGUCUGAGCCCUGCUAUUACAACAAGACUGACCGGGUUGUGUACCAGUUCUGCAGCCCCAGCUGCUGGACCAAAUUCCAGCGUACCAGCCCCGAGGGGGGGAUCCACCUGAACUGUCAUUACUGUCACAAUCUCUUCAGCGGGAAGCCAGAGAUUCUGGACUGGCAGGACAAAGUGUACCAGUUCUGCUGCAAGGACUGCUGUGAGGACUUCAAGCGGCUGCGUGGGGUGGUGUCCCAGUGUGAGCACUGCAAGCAAGAGAAGCUGCUGCAUGAGAAGAUCCGCUUCUCUGGGGUGGAGAAGAACUUCUGCAGCGAAGGGUGUGUGCUUCUUUACAAACAGGAUUUUACCAAGAACCUGGGUCUGUGCUGCAUCACCUGCACCUACUGUUCCCAGACCUGCCAACGGGCGGUCACCGAGCAGCUGGAGGGCAGCACCUGGGACUUCUGUAGUGAAGACUGCAAGAGCAAAUACUUGCUAUGGUACUUCAAGGCAGCUCGGUGCCAUGCCUGCAAGCGUCAGGGGAAGCUGCUGGAAACCAUCCACUGGCGGGGGCAAAUCAAACACUUCUGCAAUCAGCAGUGUCUGCUGAGGUUUUACAAUCAACAGAACCAGCCCAACCUGGACACGCAGAAGGGGCCCGAGAGCCUGCUGAACAGUCAGACUCCCGAGCCCAAACCUCCUGGCUCUUCCCCACAGAAAGCAGAGACUAAUAUGGUGUCUGCAAAGGCCUCCUCAGCCCAGAUGUCCCCAGCCCCCCCACCGCCACCAGUUCCAGCCACGCCUCGGAAGAACAAGGCUGCUAUGUGCAAACCAUUGAUGCAGAACCGGGGUGUGUCCUGCAAGAUAGAAGUGAAGUCCAAGGGAUGUCAGACAGAGGCAGACUGGAAGCCACAGGUGAUUGUGUUGCCGAUCCCCGUCCCGAUCUUCGUGCCUGUGCCUAUGCAUAUGUACUGCCAGAAAGUACCCGUGCCUUUCUCCAUGCCUGUCCCGGUGCCUGUGCCAAUGUUCCUGCCCACCACGCUGGAGAGCACGGAUAAGAUAGUGGAGACCAUCGAGGAGCUGAAGGUGAAGAUCCCUUCCAACCCCCUGGAGGCUGACAUCCUGGCCAUGGCCGAGAUGAUCGCAGAGGCUGAGGAGCUGGACAAGGCAUCCUCAGACCUGUGCGACCUGGUGAGUAACCAGAGCGCGGAGGGUCUCCUGGAGGACUGCGACCUGUUUGGGCCAGCAAGAGAUGAUGUGUUAGCCAUGGCUGUCAAGAUGGCAAAUGUCUUGGAUGAGCCUGGCCAGGACCUGGAGGCCGACUUCCCCAAAAAUCCUCUGGACAUUAACCCCAGUGUGGAUUUCCUUUUUGACUGUGGCCUGGUCGGGCCAGAUGAUGUAUCCACAGAUCCAGACCUCCCUCGCACCAUCCGGAAGGGUCAGAAGCGUCUGGUGCUCUCCGAAAGCUGCUCCCGGGACUCCAUGAGCAGCCAGCCGAGCUGCACAGGACUGAAUUAUUCAUAUGGAGUGAAUGCCUGGAAAUGCUGGGUGCAGACAAAGUACGCCGGCGGGGAGUCCAGCAAGGGAGAGGAGCUGCGCUUUGGGCCUAAGCCCAUGCGUAUCAAAGAGGAUAUCCUGGCCUGCACAGCUGCUGAGCUCAACUAUGGUCUUGCCCAGUUCGUCAAGGAGAUAACACGGCCCAACGGCGAGCGCUAUGAGCCAGACAGCAUCUAUUACCUCUGCCUCGGCAUCCAGCAGUACCUGCUGGAGAACAACCGGAUGGUGAAUAUCUUCACAGACCUUUACUACCUGACCUUCGUGCAGGAGCUGAACAAGUCCCUGAGUGGCUGGCAGCCCACACUCUUACCAAACAACACGAUCUUCUCCCGUGUGGAGGAGGAGCAUCUCUGGGAGUGUAAGCAGCUGGGGGUGUACUCCCCCUUUGUCCUCCUCAACACCCUCAUGUUCUUCAACACCAAGUUCUUCGGCCUGCAGACUGCGGAGGAGCACAUGCAGCUGUCCUUCACCAACGUGGUACGCCAGUCCCGCAAGUGCACUACAGCCCGGGGCACCACCAAGGUGGUGAGCAUCCGCUACUACGCCCCCGUCCGGCAGAAAAAAGGGCGAGACAGCAGUUCUGGGAAGCGGAAGCGAGAGGAGGAGCUGCCGAUCCUGGAGCAGCGGGAGAACAGGAUGAACCCACUCCGGUGCCCGGUCAAGUUCUAUGAAUUCUAUCUCUCCAAAUGUCCAGAGAGCCUGCGGAACCGGAACGACGUCUUCUACCUGCAGCCAGAGCGGUCGUGUAUUGCAGAGUCACCUCUCUGGUACUCGGUCAUCCCCAUGGACAGGAGCAUGCUGGAGAGUAUGCUGAAUCGCAUCCUGGCCGUCCGGGAGAUCUACGAGGAGCACAGCCGGGGCAGCGGCUUGGAGGAGGACAUGGACUGAGCGCAGGCCAGGGCUGGAGCAUGGGCAGGCGGCACCCAGAGCCCGCUGGGCUGGGUCUGCUCUGGCCUGGAAAGGUGUCUCCCCUGCUCCUCGUAUCUGGCCAGGGUUGUGGCAUGUGAGUGUGGCAUGGCAUGGCAUGGGGGUGUAGUGCUGCUCCCAGCCCUGCAGAUGUGGUAGCGCUGUCCAGCUCAGCGCAUGUAGGACUCUGAACAUCCCUGCCUGAUGCUAGUAACAUGCCGUCCCCCUCCCCCACCAGCCCCUGGCACCCAGGCCCUACCUGUGCUCUGCCUGACUGGGGCAGUGUCCCACUUCCCCCGCCUGUCUUCCCGGGGUGGAGAUACAGAGCCAGUCCCUCUCCCAGCCAGGAACCCCAAAGGGCACUGGCCCGGUGAGCCCUGCCUGUCCCUUCUCCCCAGGGCCGUUCAGUCUCCCCCUGCCUGGUGUAACAUGGGGAAGAGACUGGUCAGUGCAGUGGGGACAGGCUGGGCCUAGCAGACCGCACAGGAGGCCCUGAGCCUACAGUCAGCUCCCUGCCCAAGCAGCAGGAGUGGGGAAGUGAGCCAUGCUCAGCACACAGGGCCCUGGGAGGAGCCGUGCCAGCCGGGGUAGCAGGGCCAUUCCUAGACGCUGACUCUGUGGGCUGGACCAUUCCCAGCUCUGCUGGAGGGAGCUGUUCCCAGAGGGGCCUGGCUGUGCUGUCUCUGGUUCCUCAUCUCAUUCUCCUCUUCAGCAGCGCAGAGCUCACUGCCCAGGGGGCUCCUGGGAUCUCCCUUCCCCAGCUCUGCAUUAGCUGUGGCUUCACCCUGCAUUGUGCACUCACAACAGCCACUGGGGGCCGUUGAAGGUCUGAAUUCUGCAUCGGGCAUGGGAGCCAAGGGGCAUCCUCGCUGCCAGAGCUGACGAGCAGGGGCCCCUCCCUUCCUCCCUGCCCCCCAAGCUCUAGCAGAAUGGACGGUGCCCCCGUUGCUAGCCUGACACUAUCAGAUGGAGGAGGUAGCCUCUGUGCCUGGACUCAUUGCUGCUGGGCCCGUCUCCUCCAAGCCUGCAUUAGACUGAGAAUCCUGCUGGGCCGCGCCAGGCCAGAACUUGCAAGCAGUGGAGGGGGGCCGCAGGCCGACAGAGGAGUGGAGCCUGCCUGGGUCUCUCGCUUGCCCAGCCCCUGCCCCAGCUUUGCUGUUCCCUUCUGGCUCCCUCCCCUUGGUGUUUUGUUUUGAUUUUUUUAUCAGCUGUCAAUGGGACUCGGCACUGUCUGUUGAGUCUGUAUAUAUUGUUCUGGGACCUGGCCCGGGGCCCUCUGUCUCCAUGUCAAGAGUGAGCCAGUCACCGGUCUUGUUGUAGUGCUAACGGGGCAUUAGGCUAACCUUGUGUCUCUAGAAACCAUUCAUUUCAAAUAAAGAUGCAAAAACCUGCCGGCA
Messenger RNA from Trachemys scripta elegans, 5711 nucleotides. It is a transcript of the gene ZMYM3, whose product is annotated as zinc finger MYM-type containing 3. Lineage: Eukaryota; Metazoa; Chordata; Testudines; Emydidae. The transcript has 24 exons. Gene Ontology annotation, molecular function: zinc ion binding. The coding region runs from base 1 to 4296 and encodes 1431 amino acids. The record is from RefSeq and is a predicted model, not a curated record.